Molecule: messenger RNA, 2929 nt
Organism: Anguilla rostrata (American eel)
Lineage: Eukaryota; Metazoa; Chordata; Actinopteri; Anguilliformes; Anguillidae
Product: mitochondrial carrier homolog 1-like
Exons: 12
Coding region: 103-1077 (324 amino acids)
Biological process (GO): positive regulation of apoptotic process
Cellular component (GO): mitochondrion; membrane
Source: RefSeq, a predicted model, not a curated record
AUUUCCUGCUCUGAUCGAUCACGUGACACAGGCUGGUCCACUUGCACAUCCUAACCCUUUCCUUCCGAAUAAAGGCCUGGCCGAAGUGGAUUCCCUUCGGAGAUGGUCACCCCAGAAAACAUGUCAGUUGAGGGGGGUGGUCAACGGGGCCCUUUGUUCGAACGUAACGGCGUUCCGGGUUCGUCCGGCGCCCCGGUUGAUAUGGACACGGCGAUCGUGCUACUGGGAGCCGGGGUGACGGCGAUAACACAUCCACUGCUCUAUGUGAAACUGCUCAUCCAGGUCGGACAUGAACCUCUUCCCCCCACAGUAGGGACCACCAUGUUUGGGAGGAAGGUGCUGUACCUUCCUGGAUUCUUCUCUUAUGCGCGCCACAUCAUAAGGGUGGACGGAAAGCGGGGGCUGUUCCGUGGCCUGUCUCCUCGCGUCAUGUCCAGUGCCAUCUCCACCAUUGUGCGCAGCAAGGUCAAACAGGCAGUUCCAGCAGAAGACACGGAGCAGGUGUCCAACAGGGACGACCUGAAGACUUCCUUCCGGAAGGUGGUCAGAGAGACCUCUCACGAGAUGGUGGUCCAGUGCCUGUCCAGAAUCGCCACGCACCCCUUCCACGUCAUCUCUGUGCGCUGCAUGGCCCAGUUUGUGGGGAGGGAGGUCAAAUACAGGGGUCUGUUCAGCUGCAUCGCCAAAAUUUUCCAGGAGGAAGGCGUGGGCGGUUUCUUUGUUGGCAUUAUACCCCACGUCUUGGGUGAGGUGAUAUUCCUGUGGUGCUGUAAUCUUCUGGCUCACCUCAUCAACACCUACGCUGUGGAUGACAAUUUUAGCCAAGCACCAGCAGUCAGGAGUUACACUAAGUUUGUAAUGGGGAUCGCGGUCAGCGUGUUGACGUACCCCUUCAUGCUUGUGGCAGAUCUCAUGGCGGUAAACAACUGUGGCCUGGCAGCUGGUCUCCCACCAAACUCCCCCGUCUUCAAGUCCUGGGCCCACUGCUGGAGGCACCUCAGUGUCCAGGGUCAGCUGUUCCGCGGCUCCAGCUUCUUCUUCCGCCGAGCGCCGGUGGCGGUUACAGCCUUGGAUUGACCGCAGCCUUGGCCUUGCCUGUGACCACGGAGCGACCUCACCUUUGACCCUUCGGUGUCGUGUCCUCCACCACUGUUAGCCCUUAAAAACCUUGGUACGUCGAGGAGACAAAAAAAAAAAAGUAGCCAAAACGUUGUUCUGUUUCUGUUACAUUUUUGGGGAGGUGGACACAGCAGAUGCUUCUCUUCACUAAGUUAUUUCACUGUCGUUUGUCGACUUUCACCUGAGAAAAACAAUUUUAUUUUACUGAACAAGGUAUUAACCUCUCCUCCUGUGUAGGUCCAACCACUUGCACCACGAUAAGAAAUAUACAUUAAGUUUUAUGUAAUUUUGUUUGUUUUUUUGUUUUUUUGGAAGGAAAAUGCCAUCGAGGCAUGUUUCAGGAGAAGACCCUGCUCAUUCUGUCCAGCUUGUCUGUUGAAUUGCACACAGGCUGUUACAUUUCAGAACGGUAUUUGUUCCAAGCUGAUCAAUUUAAUGUUAGAGAGGCCAGUUUAAUCCCGCCAUGAUUUCUGAACACAUUGUAUCCUCUUGGUAAUUGGCACCAAAGGCUACUUCUCAGCCAAAUGUCAAUGUGGUUAAAAAAAUAAUCAAGACUAAUAUUGUAAAAAGAGUAAAAUGGACUCAAGGUUCUCAGUUAUUCUACCAGCAGCUAAAGAAGGAGAAGAUAAGGCCACAACAAGGAACAUCGCACAUACAAACCAAGCUGUUAAAGUCCGUUUUGCUGCCAUUUUAUAUGUGUGGUCAGUUGAAUCACUGUUCAUAAUCUCCAUUCUAAAUGUGUGGUCAGCCAAAUCACUGUUCAUGAUUUUCCAAAAACAAGUGUCAAGCGGAACUUGACUGCAAUGUGUUGAAUGCGUGGUUAGCUUGGUGAAAAGUGGCGUAUGUCGAAAUAAAAAAUCCAAAAUAUAAGGAACACAAGUAAUAUACUGUGUAGACUAUGUAGCCUAUUUUAGAUGUAUCAGUUAUCAUGUUCAUGUGUUCAAUUGAGUCCUUGUAGUGUAGAAAUUUUUUUUUAAAUUAAUGUUGUGAACAAAAGUAUUAAACAGGGAGCAUGUAGAGAUUUGAUUUUAUUCUUAUUGGAAGAAAACUUUACAGAAGCAUUUUGUAUCAUUUACAUGUAUCUCUUGUCAGAUGCUGGAGUAUCAGUGCUGAAAAGACUUUCUGAAAGGUCCAUUUAAUUUAAAGUUCUGAAAUGUAUGAUGCGUGUAUCAUAUUGCAGAUAUGAACGUUGAAAUAAUUUAUAUGUCUUUAAAUAUAUGUUGGAUACUUUGACCAAUAUCUAAAUGUACAUUUUUCCAUACAUUUUGGAUUUUGCAUUUUCCCACAUAUUGACAUAUGUGACUUUUUCACGGGGCCAAACCGAGCUUCAAAAACCGAGGCUACAGGAAAUGGUAGCACUUUAUAAGUCACUGACUUUUGUAUGCUCCCCUUCAGGUGUGUUAUUAAUGGCUAAUGAUAUUACAUAGUCUUUGUGUCCAUUCAUUCCUCAGUGUUCUUAGGUAACUUCCGUGUUGCCCCAGUGUAUAUCAGGUAUCGUGUGCAUUUGUAGAAAAGAGAAGAGCAUGAAGCUAAGAGCGAUAAAUGCAGAGAUGUGUGUUUGCAAGCUAUUUUACUACUUAGUUUGAAGCACUUUAAAAUACAUUUUAAACAUGAUUUAAUUUCAAAAGCUAAAUGUAAAACCCGUUUUUUUUUUAAAAGUUUGUGCUUUUAAAAUGUCACAGAUGUUCCUUCGUGUGAUGUGUUGUGCGCAUGUGUGUUUAAUCAGAUAUUGUUGCAGUUUGAAAUCAGAUUUGCCUUGAAGACUGAUCUCUGCAGAAAAAAACUAAAGAAAUAAAUACUUCUCUUUUGA